CGCAAAAUUCUACUCCCAGCGACGCCUCGAUCGUCGGAUCUUCCGGAUGUAUCGCUCAGCUUGAGGGGGCAACGGGGUCCGUCUCGUCUGCGCCGUACCUUAACCGCUCGGAAACAAAUACACGACACGAUAGGUUCAAUUGCUCUUAUUGCCUGGCCUGGGCGAUAAUGUUGCUCUACACUAAACUCGCGCCUCCCAAGGUGCCGAAGAGGCGCUCCCGCGCAGGUUGCACUUUUUGUAAGGAGAAGAAGAAGAAAUGCGACGAGAAGCGCCCCCAGUGCGCGCGCUGCGCGGAAAAAGACCUUGAAUGUACCUAUGAGGUGGCCAAGCCACGCCAACGAAGGAAAAGGGACCCCUCUCAGGCCAAACUCACGCUAAACCACCAACAAGAGCGCGGGCGUGUCUUUGGGAGCGGCCAACGGCGAGAGCUUGCGGUUGGCGACGUCUCUGAGGCUGACUGUUUCAGCCCAAUAGAUAGCAGGUUUGAUGGUAGGUCGCCGAUGGACUUUUCGAUCGCAACCGACAGCAUGUUCUCGCCCAUCGACCACGGCUCCGUCGUGUAUGAAUACGACGAGAUCGCGGACGACGGGGGUCAUCAGAUACGAGACUUGGUCCGGAGGAAUUCGGGCGGUUGUGUCGCGUCCCAAGCCCGAUCUCUACAACCCGACCUCGCCAUGAUCGCGCCUUGCCCGGUUGGUUCUCCGACGCUCGAAUUCAUCUCCCCGUCGUUCUCCGAAUUUUCAGACCGUCCGAACCGGCGGGCAUUGGUAGACCACUUCUGCAAUGUGUUGUCACAUCUGAUCGUUUUUCGGGAGGAAUCCGGCAACCCCUUCCAGCAGUUGGUGCUGCCGCUUUCGUAUAGGAGCUCGCCGAUCAUGAAUGCCAUUUAUGCGCUAACUAGUGCCCAUCUGGAGUAUCGCGGCGUCGAGACUCCUGAGAAGUCGCCUUACUUUCAUAACCGGGCCAUACAGGGCCUGACCCAGCUCAUCGAGCAGCAAGAGAGGGUUGACAAGACGGAGCUUCUAGCAGCCAUCAUGCUCCUAGUGUACUAUGAAGUCCUUGUCCAGCGCGGGCGGUCGAGUAUCGUGGAUGGGCACCUCAAGGGGGCACUUACCAUCAUGUCCUGCUCCCAAGAGGACUCCACACCCGCCACCCUUUUUUUAGAGCGAGCUUUUCGGUUCUAUGAUGUGAUCACGGCCCUGUCCCUCGGAUCGGCUCCCCUCUCGGCCGCUCCGGCAGCUGGUUGUCUCCUUCCGUUCCCCCCCCUGGAUGCGCCAGCAGUAUCGCCCUUAAGCAAUGUAGACACCCUACUUGGGAUGGCCACUACAUUAUGGCCAAUCAUGCAUCGCUUAUCGACUCUUCUUUCUCUGAAGGCUGAUAUCGAGAAGGCGUCUCGAGAGAAGCAAGCUUCGAAAAGCGCUGUCCUUAGGAUGGAAUUCGAAGCGACGUCUCAAGCUAUCGAAACCGCACUCACACAGUGGGAACCGUGUCUUCCCCCAAAUAUCGUCGUCGAGGACGGUAUGUUGAGGAGCGGCGGAGGCGAGGACAUUCCGGAGCAGCCGCAGCUUCGGUCCAUCGUCCACAACGCUUUAGCGUACCGUCAUAGUGCUUCUGUGUACCUCUACCGGACAAUCUACGGAUUUUCGCCACACCGUAAAGUGGUGCAGAAGCACGCCCACGCAGCCCUGGUGCACUGCUCUGAGACAGUCGCCCAUGGCGGGCCUAUGGGUGCGUUAUUAUGGCCUCUAUUCGUAGCCGCAUGCGAAGCGGUGAGCGCUGAAGACAGACGACUGGCUCAGAGAGCAUUCGUCGGAAUUGAUCAGCGCCAGGGCAUGACCAAUAUCGGGCAGGCUUGGAAGAUUGUCGAAGAGGUCUGGAAUAGGCUAGACGACAUGGGCGAGGGUGCCUAUGAGGCUAGAGAUAGCGACAUAUGGAGGAAGGUCAGCGCCGACAUGGGGGUUAAUAUCGUCUUCGGUUGAUACUGCCGUUACAACGGACCGACCUCUCAUUAUUACAUGUGGCGAGGGUGUUGGCUGUCAACUAGAGAGAUACCCGUCGUCUUGCUGGAGGCCGCCUAGUCAUCUCACGCCACAAUGGCCCACAGAACUCGAGCAGUGGGCAUUUCGGUGGGCACGUGGAUGCGACAAGAUGUCUCGAAACACAUUGACGAUGCCAACUGUCGAUGGGCGGUUGCCGCGGUAAGCGGCCGACCGGGUCCUCUCUCGAAGGCGCGGGCUGGCCGUUGGAAUACACAGA
Durotheca rogersii is the source of this 2256-nucleotide messenger RNA. RefSeq lists its product as uncharacterized. Gene Ontology annotation, cellular component: nucleus. The coding region runs from base 168 to 1979 and encodes 603 amino acids. The transcript has 6 exons. The record is from RefSeq and is a predicted model, not a curated record. Lineage: Eukaryota; Fungi; Ascomycota; Sordariomycetes; Xylariales; Xylariaceae. Gene Ontology annotation, biological process: positive regulation of transcription by RNA polymerase II. Gene Ontology annotation, molecular function: zinc ion binding; DNA-binding transcription factor activity, RNA polymerase II-specific; transcription cis-regulatory region binding.